Messenger RNA from Pseudocercospora fijiensis CIRAD86, 1132 nucleotides. RefSeq lists its product as uncharacterized. The record is from RefSeq and is a predicted model, not a curated record. The transcript has a single exon. Bases 235 to 1002 code for a protein of 255 amino acids. Lineage: Eukaryota; Fungi; Ascomycota; Dothideomycetes; Mycosphaerellales; Mycosphaerellaceae.
CAAAUUUGGGAAUGGCAAGAAUGGAACUCGCCCAAUCGCUACAUUAGAUUGUCCGAGUAUCCGUACAGAUACGAUCGAGACAUCACCACGAACCUAGUCAUCGCUUCAACGAAGAAAGAUGAUAUCUCCUGGACAGAGCACCUCCGCGUACCGGGUCUCAAUGUCGUUCGCUAUGUUAGCGAUGAUCCGUCUGCAAAGUUCCAUCCUCCGGUCGCGAAAGGCCGCGAAGCCUUGAUGUACUUUACCUAUCUCUACGACUUUUACGACAAUCUUCCCGAUAUCAGCAUUUUUAUUCACUUCCACGAAAGCGAAUGGCACAUCGACAGCCCUUUGAAAGGCUCUAUGAUCUUUACACUUUCAAGAUUAGACCUUGAGCAAGUCUUGAAGAGAGAAUACUUCAAUCUAAGGGUGAGCUGGAAAGAUGCUUGUCCCGAUUGGAUAAACACUACAAAUACGGUAGAAGAGACGACGAAACAAGAAGAGCCGUGGGUAGCGCCUGCCAUGCGAGCGAACUUUGGAAAUGAUGUCCAGGUUCCAGAGAUAAUCGCGGGACCAUGCUGCUCGCAAUUUGCCGUGACACGCGAAGCGAUUCGGAGGAACCCGAAAGAGCAGUAUAAAAGACAUAUGGACUGGCUGAUCGAGACGGACUGGCCAGACUGCAUAACAGGUCGCGUUUGGGAACAUAUGUGGCCUUGGCUGUUCAAAGGCGAGGCUAAGGACUGUACAAUCGAAUGGAAAGCCCUGUGUCAGAUGUAUGGAAUAUGUUUUGAGAGCGCAGCGGCUCUGCAGAAAUACGAGAUAGUGUGGGAAAACCGAAAGAGUUUGAGGGAAGCGACAUCAUUCUUUAAUGAGCUGUGGUUACCUAGUGCCGGGAAAAGCGCGAGAAGAAAGAUCAGGAACUUUGAGGGGUUCAUGGAUAGGAAGAUCGAUGAAGCUAUAGAGAGAGGGAAGGAUCCUGCGGUGAGGCGCGACGGCCUCGGAGACAUGUAUACCGACCAUUAGGGACGAUUGCUGAUCAGCUUCGUUGUGUGAUGGCCGACAUGCGCUGUGUGUUGCUGGCCGCAGAUUUCCCCAGGUCACCCACCUCACAGCAUCUAGUCCAGAUCCUCCAAGCCCAAGGCAAUUCUACGUG